AUGCCUCGAACUUGUAUCAAAAAGACAGAAAGACAACAAUACUCGAAAGAUGAUCUUAAGAAUGCUAUUGAUAGCAUUAAAGAAGGUGGAACGAUUCGUCAAGUUGCGCGGGAUAGUCACAUGCCACAGGCAACACUUCAACGUCAUGCUGCUGGAGAUGUAGAACAUUUUGGUCCUGGCCGUCCAACAUAUUUUACUGUUGAAGAAGAAAAAUACUUAGCUAGUGCCUUAACUGAAUGGGGAGAACCAUUAACAACUCAUGACUUUCUAGCGAUAACAGCUGUUUAUGCGAGAGAACUGGGACGACCUAACAUGUUUAGUAAUGAGAUCGCUAGUUAUGACUGGUAUAACGGGUUUAUGAAACGACAUGCUGAAUUUAAAUUAAAAACACCUCAACUGUUGAAAAAAUAA
Didymodactylos carnosus is the source of this 411-nucleotide messenger RNA. Lineage: Eukaryota; Metazoa; Rotifera; Eurotatoria; Philodinida; Philodinidae. The record is from the annotation of a GenBank genome assembly.